Molecule: messenger RNA, 2681 nt
Organism: Cyanistes caeruleus (blue tit)
Lineage: Eukaryota; Metazoa; Chordata; Aves; Passeriformes; Paridae
Product: KIAA1143 ortholog
Source: RefSeq, a predicted model, not a curated record
CAUGAGCAAGAGGAACCAGGUCUCCUACGUGCGGCCGGCCGAGCCCGCCUUCCUCAGCCGCUUCAAGCGGCGGGUCGGGUACCGGGAGGGUCCCACGGUGGACACCAAGAGAGAACAGCUUCCACUUGCAGAUGAUGACAGUGACAAUGGCAGUGACAAGGAAGACGAGCAGCCUCAAGUUGUGACACUGAAAAAAGGGGACUUGACUGCAGAGGAAGCAAUGAAAAUAAAACAGCAAAUCAAAGAGGCCUUAAAGUCAAAAGAAUCAGAUGAUGAACCAGAACCUGCUGAUGGAAAAAUUAUGUUCAGGAAACCAGCCAAACGUUCAUCAGAGAAGUGUUUGGACUUCAAUGUAAGUUCAAGUAAGAAGAUGAAAGAAGCAAAGAAGACGAAGAAGGAAGCAACUACAUCUCAGAGUACAGCCAAGCAAGUAAAAAACAGCAGUCUUCUCUCAUUUGAUGAUGAGGAAAAUGAUGAUUAGGGGUUGUAUUUUUUUAUGCUUCACUUGCCUCUCUGGAGACCUGAAUAACACUGAGGGCUUUUAGAAAUUGAAGCAUGAUGUCUUGAGUAGCAAGAGCUAAGUCUUUUCUUUCCAGUAAGUUGGAACUGUCUGUCAUGUCUUUAUUUUAAAAGAGAGUUUAACCAUGUAUGUAAAAGCUAUUUGAGGUCACAAAUGUGUAGCAAAAUAUACCUGUAUAUGUUCAGCUUAUGAAUUUUCAAUCAAUUUUAAAAUGCCCUCCAUUACUAAAAUGUAUUUCUUCUAUAUUGAAUAGCCUUAGUUAACAGUUGUGUGGUUUUUACCUUGUUGUCCUGAGGUGACUUUAUGAUCCUGGUAUCCCCAGUCAGCUGGUUUAUGUUACAUAUUAACAUAUUACUGACAUUCAAGAGACACUUCAUUGCUAUGAAACAGAGACUGAAAUUUUCUGUCUCACAGCUUAACAAAAGUUUGCACAACCUUUGCAUUUGUGAUUUGCAAGAUUAGCUCUUUGCAGAGCCUUGCAGUAAAUGAGGCUGCAGUUGCUGAAGUCAUGUAGUCUUGAUCCUGUCUUUGGUGAAUGCAGUCUAAGAAAUUCAAAUUCAUUUGAAUUGGUUGUGAUAGCAAGGUACAGCGAUUUUUAUUCUAGUUGAUGGUAUCAACUAAUGCUAAAGAAACCAUUGGAGAUUGUGCACUUUGGUUUUCACACUGAUGGACUCAGUGAUUUGGUGGUGUUUUGGGGUUGGUUUUUUUAGUAUAUUUAUUCCAGUUGACUACUUAUGUUCUCAUAAUAAGUUGAGAUCUCAGCUUGUUUAAAAAAUCUUACCUUUAAGCUGUGGAAAAGCAUUAAUUUAGUAGGGGGGAAAUUGUAAAUAGGGAAUUUAAGCCAAGCAACACUAUAGCUGUGUGUGUCUUGGUUUAAGACAGUUUCCAGGGCAGACACUCCAAAAUGAGUUACUGCCCCUUUUAGUUUUAACUGCUUCCCUUUCACCAAUAAGCAGAGAUGAAAGCAAGAACAUUUAAGUGAAAAAAUAACAUUUUAGUAAAAAAUGAAACAGCAACUGAAGGAUAACAGUAAUCAUCAGAUAAAAAGGUGCUGAAUCCUAUGGACUGCUUGGGAACAAAGACAACAAGAUGGCAGAGAAACCCCUCUCCAAAAAUGUUGGCCUCCAUAGACCACGUGAUCCAGGGGACAAAGACAAGCUGGUGGAGAAACCCCUUCUCCUGACCAUGUGGUGGAGAGAGAACAAAGGGAAAAAUACCAUCACAGCAUCUGAAAUUCUCUGAUUAUAGAAGUCUGUCUUCCACCAAACAGCAACCAAUGAUGAACAAGGACAUAAUAUGAAGAAAUCUGGACUCCAAAACAGUCAAAUGCUGCUGAUCCAUUUGCUCCACAUCACCCAGCAGGGUCUCUCUCCUGGCAGUGGCAGCUGCUCCAUCAACAGUGGCAGCUGGAACUGGUCAGUGGCUGGAACUCAUGGAGGGACUUGGCCUCCUCCUCAGCAGAAAAUGACAGGCAGAUGCCUGGGGCAGCCUGGACUCUCCGCCCUUCUUCUUUAGCUGAGGGCUGCUGUGGGGGCUGGAGUGACCGUAUGGAGCAGGGGCUGUUUCUUUUUCCAGCUGUGGUGCCAUGGCUGGUCAUCCUGGGUGACAGCAAUGAAAAAGGAAGAAAGGAAAAAAGGUCUGAAGAGAAAAUCCUCCCUGGCCCAGAGACCAGAACAAAUGGGAGCUUCUGCCUUGCACUGCCUCAGCUUCUCAGUAGCUAGUGGGAACAAAAGAGAGGCCUGUGUCAGUGUUGUCCUGCUUUUAAUGGGAUCCUUGUGUCCCCUGCCUCCACAAACCUGGGGCAAGACCCUCUGGUUCUGACCCCUGGGUCUUGAAGGGAGAGUAAUAAUCUUGGGCAGAUGAGCAGAAAGAAAGAAAGUGAUCAUUUCAACACCUUUCCUGUAACAGGACAGAAACCACACUGAGAGCUGAUGGGAUUUGGGAGAACAAGGUGAUGGGAAUGUGACUUACGACUUUGAAAUUAUAUUGGGUGUAUGGUGUCUUCUGUAACCAUAUGAAACUAGUUCUGCUGCAUGACAGGACAUUUGAAAUUAUUUGGCCUAUAAAGCUUCAUCGAGGAGCAAAUUUCAAGUUGCUGUGUGAAACAGCUGGUUUUAGUUUGUUCAUCUGGUAGUAAACAAUAAAUUAUGUUUUCUUUUAA